AUGAACACUAACAGUUCAAACUCACAAUUUGUUAGAUCUUUAUCUGAUACUGAAAUCCCACAACAUGUUGCAGACGAGCCGAUAGCUGCAAAACCUUUACCACCAGGCUGGGAAGUACGAACGGAUAAUUCCGGUCGAACCUAUUACUUGGGUCAUAAUCGUCGCAGAACUACAUGGAUUCAUCCGAAUCCUCAAAAUGCAAACAUCACUGGUCAAUGUCAAAUUCAUGAAUCGGAGGCAAGUGCUGAAUUUGGCUCAUUGAUGUCUGACUGCACAAUGGCAUAUGAUCAUUUAAGUCAAAACGUUACUGGGACGCCCUGGGACGUACGCACAGCACCCUCAGGCCGCUACUAUUAUAUUGAUCAUGUAAACAAGAGGACAACAUGGCAAAAUCCACGUGUCAUCAGUCGUGAUCAUCAUGAACAUUCUAACUCCGAUGUCCAACCGGAUUCUAGUGAAACUGAAAUAGAAUCUUCUCCGCCACAAUCUUUUCAAGCCAGCACUAUCAAUAGUAUACUGGAAAAAGCCCCCGAUGUUCGUAUUUUUGAAGUAGCGAAUAAUGGUAGUUUACGGGAUAAUCCAGAAGAUGAAUGUGCCGUACUAUCUCGUCAAAUUGAUCAUCUUAGAAUACGAUCACCAGAUAUUGCUGGUAUGAAAUUAAUCCUCGAACGUGUUGAACAUUUAUCCACCAUAACAUUUAUGUGCGAUUCGAGUUCGCCAACGACUUGGAAAAAAAUUAUUAAAUGGCUUCAUGAAAAAGAAAAGAAAUACUCCAUAACAGCUGAUUAUCGAUCUCUUCAAGUAUUUCUGAAACAGAAUAUCGGCAUAUUAUCGAGAGUUGAAAGUUUGUAUCGAAUCAAUUGA
Messenger RNA from Rotaria socialis, 864 nucleotides. Lineage: Eukaryota; Metazoa; Rotifera; Eurotatoria; Philodinida; Philodinidae. The record is from the annotation of a GenBank genome assembly.